Messenger RNA from Lasiosphaeria miniovina, 4367 nucleotides. RefSeq names its product SNF2 family N-terminal domain-containing protein. The coding region runs from base 225 to 4235 and encodes 1336 amino acids. Gene Ontology annotation, biological process: double-strand break repair via homologous recombination. The transcript has 6 exons. Lineage: Eukaryota; Fungi; Ascomycota; Sordariomycetes; Sordariales; Lasiosphaeriaceae. Gene Ontology annotation, molecular function: ATP-dependent chromatin remodeler activity; ATP binding. The record is from RefSeq and is a predicted model, not a curated record. Gene Ontology annotation, cellular component: nucleus; cytoplasm.
AGGCAAGAAACGACACACAACAGCCCCACCGCGCACAGGCUUUCAAACCCCAGAUUGCCUUCACAAGAGCCAACCUAGGUAUUGUGCUGCACGUGUAUGAUAUCUAUUGUUCUCGUUCUCUGUAAGGCUGCCGUGACUGCGGUCUGCCUGUGUUGGAACCAGGGUACCGCCGAUUUUCCGAAUUCUAAACCAUCCUGGCCAAUGCGACGACAGCCAACACGAGCAUGGCAUCCUCCGCAACCAUAAAUCCCCGAGUGCCUACUACUCCCUUCGUCGUCGAUUCCGCCCUGGUAAGCCAGCUAGAGGAUGAUUUAACCAUCCAGCGCGCCGUUUUGGCAUCCCUUGAGGACGUACCACAAUCCCCGGACUUGAUCCAGCAGAUAUCGUCGACAAAAUCCGCCAUCGUGUCGAUCCAGCACCGCCUCGCCGAAGCUCGCCGCGGCCAACCCGCAGUCCCUGCCUCUGCCGCGCCUGCGACUAUGGACCUUUCACGUUCGCAUGGGUCAGACCCCUUCAGAGCCCUCAACCACAACACCCGAACAUCAACCCCGUCAGGCAUGUCGUCCCUGAGCGGCUCAAGUCCCGCAAUAGGGCAUGCGACGGGCUCAGCCAUCCCCUCGUUGAGGAAGCGUUCCUUUGGCAGCUCCCACCUCGAGGUUGGGAAUCUUGGAGGGUCCGAGAACAAGUCUCGACGGACUACUCCGAGCCCAGGCGAUACAGGGCAUUCGACUCCUUCGAGUAACUUUAUGGAUUCUGAUCAAGAUUUUGGCGACGUGGAUAUUAUCGACCUGACCGAGGAUAACGACGAAUGGCGCGUGACGAUUAAACGACAGAGGGAGGAAGAGGAGCGUCUCAAUCGUAUCAAGGAAGAGCGCGAUAGAGAUGAAGCUGUUGCGAGACGGCUGGCCGAGAGCCCGUCACAUGCAAGCUCUGGCCUUUCGCAACAUUCCACCCCCUCUCGUUCCAACGCCUUUGACCGAAUUCUCGGUCGCUCGUCCCAGCAAAGUUCAUUAUUGGGCCAGGGAAACGCAUUCACAAACAGGCUGGACUCUGGCUUGACGCGUUCAGCAAUCGAGGAUGAACCAAUUGCUGUUCUUGCUAGUAGUUUGUCUUCUGACUAUUUCCAGGGAAUGACGAAUGUAAAGCACGAGCCGAUCUCACAGGGAAGGAACUGGGUCCCGGGAGCGUUCGUGGACGACGAUGACGACGAUGACGAUCGUGUAGCUAAGAGCUCAGUCUUGGUCAACCGGCCCCGUCCCUUGACAUCCCUAUCUCAUCACGGUAUACCGCCAAACCUUGCGUUACCCCCGCCGCCAGGCGCUUUCGGGUCCAGCGAUACCCAGCGGUAUGCCACAGGAUUGCCUCCUAUUGAGUUCGUCCGCCAGAAUGCUAUGGUGAAGCAUGAACCGGUCUACCCUCCGCUUGGGUCCAGCAGUCAGUAUGGAAGUAAUAGGAAUCUUCAGCUACCUGGCUCGCAAUUCUUCAACCCAUACGGCUCUACUGUCAAAAACGAGCAUCAAAACCCCUAUGGCUCUGCUGUCAAAAACGAGCAUCAAAACCCCUAUGGCUCUGCUGUCAAAAACGAGCAUCAAAACCCCUAUGGCUCUGCUGUCACAAAGGAGUAUCAAAACCCACUCGCAAGCGCGGGCUAUUACGGAGAUGGGUCGUCGACUAGGCCUUACGCUGCCUUUGACAUGUAUAAUCCCUCCCUUUCUAACACCAUCAGCCAAGUCAACAACUAUGAUUUCAACGCCUUGACAGAUGGGUUUGGAAAUCCGCUGGAUUCUCGCCUUGUUAAUUUCCUGGAUGACUAUGUCAACGAUCCUCGCAAAACCGAGGACGAGAUACACCAGCUCUUGUCAAAUAUUCGACCCGACAUGGAUAUCCCCGAAGAAGAGCGAGGCGAGACUCCCGAAGCUCUCAAAUACCCCCUUUACCCGCAUCAACAACUUGCCAUCAAGUGGAUGUCGGAGAUGGAGGAGGGGUCGAACAAAGGCGGAAUCCUAGCCGACGACAUGGGCCUUGGAAAGACCAUCUCUACCUUGGCUUUGAUGGUCUCCAGGCCGUCUUUUGAUAAUAUCAAGACCAACCUGAUAAUAGGACCUGUCGCGUUAAUCAAGCAAUGGGAGCAAGAGAUAAAGAAGAAGCUGAAAGGCUCGCACAAGCUCAGUGUCUUCCUGCUACACCAAAAGAAGGAAGUCCCGUUUUCCACCUUGAAAGGCUACGAUGUCGUACUCACAACCUUUGGAUCGAUCGCUUCGGAGUGGAAAAAGUUCAACAAGCAUAUUGAGCAGAGACAGUCGUUGGCGGGAUAUCAAACCUUGAUGGACGAAGAGCUGCACAAAAAGUGCCCCCUACUUCACCCAAAGAGCAAAUUCUACCGUGUCAUACUUGAUGAAGCUCAGUGUAUCAAGAACAAGGACACCCAGUCUUCUCGAGGUGUUUCCCAAAUCGCAUCUACCUACCGAUGGUGUCUUACUGGCACCCCGAUGAUGAACGGCGUGACGGAGCUAUAUCCAUUGAUCAGGUUCCUGCGGAUUAAGCCGUACUGCGACCUUAAACUGUUCACGAAUGCCUUCAAGAGUCUCGUGCCGAGGGCCAAAGCGACGGAUCUGCAGAGAAGCAACGCCAUGAAGCAACUGCGAAUCGUUCUUAAGGCAAUAAUGCUCCGACGGAUGAAGAACUCCAAAAUUGACGGCAAGCCAAUUCUGUCGCUGCCCGACAAGACCGAACAUGAGGACAAUGUCGUGUUCUCGAACGACGAGCAAAGCUUCUAUCAGGACCUUGAGCAGAGGUCUCAAGUGAUAUUCAACAAGUACCUUCGCUCGGGUACUGUGGGAAAAAACUAUUCCAACAUUCUUGUCCUGCUGCUGCGACUUCGCCAGGCUUGCUGCCACCCCCACUUGAUGGAUUUUGAGUGUGUUGGUGCCAAUGAUGUGUCUGUAGAUGAUAUGGUUGCCCUUGCCAAAAGCUUGGAGAGACCAGUCGUUGAGCGCAUCAAGGCAAUCGAGGCUUUUGAGUGCCCGAUAUGCUAUGAUGCGGUACAAGACCCUACCCUUCUAUUUCCCUGCGGCCACGACACUUGUUCCGAAUGUUUUGCUUCGCUCACCGAUAACACGGCACAAAACAACAUCAGAUCGGGCAACGAAAACGGUGCUGCCAAGUGCCCGGUCUGCCGCGGGCCAGCCGAGCCCUCAAAGAUUAUCAACUACUCGGUCUUUCAAAAGGUGUACAUGCCAGAGAAAGUUCAGUCUCUAGAAGGCACUUAUGAACAGGUCGAGGAGUUGGGUGAUGAUGAUGAUGAUGAUGAUGAUGAUGAUGACUCUCUCACGGAUACUGGCUCCAAUACUGGAUCUGAAGCUGACAAUGACGACGACGACGACGACGAUACGGAAUCUCUUGGCAGUCUUAAAGAUUUUAUAGUUGGCGGCGAUGAAGAGGACGACGACGCACAGCUUGACGCCGAGCUUGCAGCCUAUGUCGAGAAGAAGAAACAGAAGAGGGCCAUGAAAACGAAGAAGGCGAAACCAGCAAAGAAGCCAGUAAAGAAAUCGAACAAGAACGUGUUUAGUGCGAAGUCCAAAGGCAAGGCCGCAGAGGUCAAGCCUCACAUGCUAAAACAUCUUCGUAUCGAGGCUGGCAAGAACCAGGACGCCCGCCGGCGGUACAUGCAUUACCUCCGGGACAACUGGGAGGAUUCUGCCAAGGUAACCGAGGUUAUCGAGCUCUUAAGACAUAUUCAGGAGUCGGACGAGAAGACUAUCAUCUUCUCCCAGUGGACAUCUCUACUCGAUCUGAUCGAGUGCCAAAUCAGGUACAAGCUGGGGAUCAAGUACUGCCGCUACACAGGCGGAAUGACUCGGGGCCGUCGCGACGAAGCCGUUACAGACUUUACCGAGAACCCUCGUAACCGCGUUAUGCUUGUAUCGCUUCGGGCUGGCAAUGCUGGUCUCAACUUGACAGUGGCGUCACGCGUCAUCAUCUGCGACCCGUUCUGGAACCCCUAUGUUGAGAUGCAGGCCAUCGACCGGGCGCAUCGCAUUGGCCAGCAGCGCGAGGUCCAGGUCCACCGCAUCCUGGUCAAGGAGACGGUCGAGGAUCGCAUCAUCAAGCUGCAGGUUGAAAAACGCAACCUGGUCGAUGCAGCGCUCGACGAGGGUGAGAGCAAGAACGUCGGCAGACUCAGCGAGCGGGAACUUGCCUACCUCUUUGGCGUCAACCCUAGCCGCCGUUGAGACCCGCGUGCUCAUAGCCUACCUGUUUCUCCCCGGCUAGGAGUAUGUUAUAUAGAGUUCUCCAUUUUUUUCCCUUCCCCUUUUUCCUUUCUUGAGAUGUCGCCCAUGGCAACUACUAUUAGCGUGUCCCUC